Molecule: messenger RNA, 582 nt
Organism: Elephantulus edwardii (Cape elephant shrew)
Lineage: Eukaryota; Metazoa; Chordata; Mammalia; Macroscelidea; Macroscelididae
Gene: CIMAP3
Product: primary cilia formation
Exons: 6
Coding region: 1-582 (193 amino acids)
Biological process (GO): regulation of cell projection organization
Cellular component (GO): ciliary basal body
Molecular function (GO): cytoskeletal protein binding
Source: RefSeq, a predicted model, not a curated record
AUGUGGCACAGCAAUGCUGAGGCCCUGCUUAACUAUUCUUUUGGAUCGUGUCAAAAGCGAGAAGUCUUUCCUUUCUACACUCCUUCAGACUUGAUGGGGAACAAGUAUCCUCCUCUGAGAGGAGUUCCCCACAGAGGACCUGGAAGAUACAUAACAGAAGAUAAAUAUGGGUUGGCAGAAAACCUCGCUAAGAUCCCAACCAGUAAAAAAGGAUAUGCUCUUGGAGCCAGAACAGGUUUCAGAUUUCAAGUAAUCAACAAGAAUGCAACAUUUUACCCAGGCAUGUACCAGACAGUACCUUCUCCUGAUGAAAGACACAAGCAGGCUUUUGUCCCAUUUAAUGUCAUGUUGCCUCGAUGUAGAAAGUAUGAUUCAGAAAAGGACUUUUAUCCUGGGCCUGGCUCAUACAACCCAGAGAUAAAGCCUCCUCGAAAAGUUACUUGGCCAAUGAAAUUUGGAUCUCCAGACUGGGCUCAGGUUCCAUGUCUGCAGAAAAGAAGCUUAAGAUCAGAGCUACCCACAGACAAAGACUUUAGAAAACAUCGGAACCGUGUGGCCUACCUAAGUCUAUAUUAUAAUUGA